AUGAGUUGUAAGAAAAAUAAUUGUAAUUCAAAGAGUUGUAAUACUUUGACAGAUUUAAAAGAAGAAGAAUCAAAAAAACUAAUUAGAAGUGAGGAUGGUGUAAAAUUUUAUGAUGAUGAAUUUAUUUUUUACCAAGAAGGUAACAUCCCUGUGAUUGUAACAUUUCCACAUAGUGGUAAAUUAAAAUUAAAAGAUAUUCCAAUAAGAAAAUCAGGAUGUAUUGAUCCAGAUUGGUGGACAGAGGAUUUAGCAAUUUGUAUGAUUCAAGCAUUUAAUUGUAUUUCAUGUUGUUGUGGUUGUACUGUAAAAGAUAAAGAUGAUAAUAAAGCUGAAUGUUGUAAACCAUCUUCAUCAUCAUCAUCGUGUUCUCCAACAACAACAUCUGAAGAAUGUUCAUGUUGUAAUAUUAAUAUAAGUUCAAAUAAAGUCGAUUACAAGUUAGAAUGCCCAAGACCAUAUAUUGUAUAUUCAAAGAUUCAUAGAGAAAUGUGUGAUUUUAAUAGAGGUGAAUCGAGUGCCUUUGAAGAUGAACGUAUGAAACCACAUUAUCAAUUAUAUCAUGAUACAAUUAAAUCAUUUAUUUCAAAGAUUAAAUCAGAGAAUCCUCAAUACUAUAAUGGUGGUAAAGUUACAUUAUUGGAUAUUCACGGUCAAUCGGAUAUACCAUCCCAUAUAUUACGUGGUACAAAAGAUACAAAUACAGUUAAACCAAUGUUAAAACAUUUAGGUAAUGAUUCAUUCAUUGGUGAGAAUAGUAUUUUUGGGUACCUUUUAAAUGUUGGUGGUAUUGAUGUAUUCCCAUUAAAUAAUUUACCAAGUGAUCAAACUACAGAUCCAACAAAUCCAAAAUAUGUACCACCAAAUAAAAUACCACAUAACAAAAAUGAAUCUUAUAAUCCAUUAAAUCCAUACAUUGAACAUCCAGAAUUUAAUGGAGCAUUCACAGUUAUAAAUUAUUCAAAAAAUUAUACAAUCAAUUGUAUUCAAGUUGAAAUUGGUUAUUUAUGGAGAUCAACAAUUGAAAACCGUAUUAAAUUUUCACGUACUUUAAGAUCUUCAAUUUUAAAUUUUAUUAAUAAUUAUGUUUAA
Messenger RNA from Dictyostelium discoideum AX4, 1089 nucleotides. RefSeq lists its product as hypothetical. The transcript is spliced from 2 exons. The coding region runs from base 1 to 1089 and encodes 362 amino acids. The record is from RefSeq and is a predicted model, not a curated record. Lineage: Eukaryota; Evosea; Eumycetozoa; Dictyosteliales; Dictyosteliaceae.